CAUCAAGUUUUUCGUUGUUUGUUUGUUUUCAUUGGAAAAAAAAAAAACAUGAAUUUAGAAAUUUUCAACAAAUUUUCCCGUAUACAAUCGGAAAAUGCUUUACAGCAGAAAGAAGUUCUUGAUUAUUUUCAAUCAUUAAAAUGUAAUCCAAUUGGUUGGAAAAUAUGUGCUGAAACAUUAUUGACUGAUUCGAUAAACGAUGAAAUGGGAAUAUUUUUCUGUUUUCAAGUAAUCGAAGAUUAUAUAAAAUCACGUUAUAAUACCGAUACUGAUGAUGAACGAAUCAUACUCAAACAUUUUAUAAUUACAAUGUUUGAAAAAAAUUUACUCAUUACAAAUUAUUUACAGAAUAAAUAUGCUCAUUUGGUCAACACAUUAUUCUUGAUUGAUUUUCCUCAACAAAAAUGGCCAACAUUUUUCAAAGAUUAUCUUGGCCGAUGUGAAAGUCGUAUAAAAUGUGAAUUAUUUCUUCGUGUUUUGAUUCAAAUUAAUCUUGAUAUAGCUGAUCGUGAAAUUCCAAAAACGACCAAAGAAAUGCAACGAAAUACGUUGAUCAAAGAUAUGAUGCGUGAAUCAUGUCUAAUGGAUUUGGCUCAAUUCUGGUUCAAUAUUAUUAAUACAUAUCGUGACAAUUGUCCACAGGUUGUUUGUCUUUGUCUCGACGUAAUUGGUGCCUAUAUAUCAUGGAUUGAUAUUAAUCUCAUAACAAACGAUUCCAUUAUGCCCGUUUUAUUCAUGUUAUUUUCAAAUGUACAAUAUCGUUGUUCAGUUGUCGAAUGUUUUGGUUGUAUAUUGAAAAAAGGAAUGGAUCCAUUGGCUAAAACACAGUUGAUUGAAGAAUUUCUGAAUUUUGAACUAAUUAAAACAACAUUGGUCGAAAUAUUUACCAUUCAUAAUGAUAUUAAUGUUGGUUUUGUCGAAAAAUUUGCAUCACUAAUCAAUACAAUUGGUAUUGAAUUGAUUGAAGCACAGAAAAAACUUCGUUCACGUAUGACAUCGGUCGAUCCUCAUGAUCCUAAUCAUCGUACAUCGGCAAUAAUGUCUGAAGCAAUUGAAUCAAAAUUUCCAUUACUUUGUCAAUUUUUAUCACAUAAAAUUCUUACUGUAUGCAUUCGAAUACAUAGUUUCACAAGAGAUUAUAUUCAAUGGCUAAAAUCGAAUGUUAAGGAUUCAACUGAAACGGCUAUUAUGACUGCAAUUGUUGAAGAUCGAACACAAACAUUAAUAUCAAUCAUUGUUGAUCGUAAUAAAAUGUUAGCCGCUUCAUAUAAACCGGAAGAUGAAUUUUUUACCGAAUUUCGUAAAUCAAGUAAAGUUUUAUUCGAUAAUCUAAUCCUAUUGAAACCGGUGGUAACGCUCAAUUUUAUUUGUGAUAAACUUGUACUACCUACAUUCAUUAAUUGGAAAUCUGGUUCGCUAACAUUUGCCGAAAUUGAAUGUGCACUGUAUUAUUUUCAUGUGAUUGGUGAAAAUCUAAAUAUUGUGGAUGAUAUUAAAUGUUUGGAAAAUCUUUUACAAGCAUUGGUUACUUCAUCGAUUUCAAUGUUUGAACAUCCGAUCACACAAUCACUAUAUUUUGAUCUUAUUGUUCGUUAUGAAAAAUUUAUCAAUUCAAAUCUAAAUCAAUUAUUAUCGCAGAUUAUUGUUUCAUUUUUGGAUAACCGUGGUCUUCGUAAUACCAACAUUAAAAUUCGAAGUAAAGUUUGUAAACUUUUCAAUAAAUUCACUAAAUCAUACAUAAGAUCGAAACAUAAUUCACAAGAAAAACAGCAACAUUUUAUUGAUGAUAUUCUGAAACGAAUUCAGGAUUUCCUCGAAUUGGACAUUGUUUUCGAUUCACCGGAAGAUCUUAUUGAACAAGAUUUAGAACAUCUAGUUCAUUCUAGCUAUUUAAUGCGUCGAGAACAGAUUAAAUUCGCAUAUCCACUAUCAGCUUCUGAUCAUCUACAAAUCUAUGAAACGGUCGCCUUUUUAAUCAUAUCCAAUCAUCAUGAUGCAUUGCAUAAACGAGAAUCACUUAAAGAAUUAUUUCAGAAAAUAUGGAAAAAAUAUCAAGAAUAUCGGGAUGAAUCACAAUCGAUUGGAUUAUAUUUAAAUCAGAAUGGUUUUACUGAUUCGAUGGCAGCACAAAAAACAUCGCUUCUCGAGAAACGUUCAAUCAUUCAUUAUCAUAUGGCUCAUUUAAUUGAUAUAAUAUCGGCAACAUCAAAAUCAUUUUCAACAGUAAAUACGGUGAAAACGAUCGGUGUACAGCAGCUAUUUCUUUAUUCAUUUGAAUUGUUUACUAAAUCCGUUGGACAAAAUCUGGCCACUGUUGAUCCGGAAGCACAACAUAUUCUACAAUCAUCUAUUCGACUAUUUCUACACAGGUUAAUUGUAUGUUUGGGUGAAGAUGAAAUGAUACCAAUGUUACCAGAUGCUAUACAAACAUUGUUUCUUUCAUCAUCGGAGAUAAGUGCAAAAUCCGUACAAGAAUUGAUACCAUUAUUUAAUCAGAUUAUGCCGAAAUAUAAACAUUCAUGGCUAUUUCAACGUGACAUUCUACCAUUUUUAGAUCGAAUUUUUUCACCGUUAAUCAAUCUAUAUUUUCGAUUGAUUAUUGAAGCUAAUAUUGAUAGUGAAAAGAUUUCAUUACAGAAAUCAUAUUAUUCAUAUUUACAUUUGAUCACUGUUCAUGGUUUAAUGCCAAAUUUUUUCGAUAUUGAAUCACAAUUGAUUGAAAAAAUAAUCACUUCUCUUAUUGAAGGUAUCGUACAUUCACCCGAUUCACAGAUUCAACGUACCUGUUGCCAGGUGAUGGCCAAUCUGAUCGAUAUCUAUGUGAACGAUAUGACACAGGUGGAUAAACAAAAUCGAUCUAUUAAUCAAUACUUUAUUCGCUUUAUCUAUGAUCAGCUAAUUCUUGCUUGCCUUCUUUGUACGGCGAAAAAUUGUUCCGAUGAUUAUGGUACUAGUCAAGAUGCCAUAUCAUUGUUGAGGAAAUUAAAACCAUUACUAGGUGACGAACAAUUGGUAGCAUUUUUUCGACAGGAAAUUGUACCGAAAUAUUUUCCUUCCAUCAAUAAUAAUCCUGUUUUCAAUAAUAAUAAUACUAAUAAUCAUCAAUCGAAUUGUAAUGAUGAUAUUAUUGCAAUGUUUUUAACAUUGGACACGAAACAAUAUCGUAAAAAAAUUCGUCACACAUUUCAACAGUUUAAAAAAUGAUAUGAUAUAAACGGGAUGAAUGGCCAUUUCCGUUUUUAUUUUUAUUUUCUUUUUCUAUAUUAUAUACCCAAAACACUGUCAAUACAAUUCCCUGUGAUAUUAUUAUUGUUGUUAAUUCUUUUUUUGGCAAGAGAAAAAAAAAUUUUUAAACGGAAACGAUAAAAUGAUCAAACCGGAAAAAUGAAAAAAAAUUUAUUGAUUUUAUACAAAGAAAGUAAUGGAAUUCGCCCAAAUAAAACUAUCAAUGUAUAAACAUUGA
Dermatophagoides farinae (American house dust mite) is the source of this 3463-nucleotide messenger RNA. Its product is annotated as exportin-T-like. Gene Ontology annotation, biological process: tRNA re-export from nucleus. Gene Ontology annotation, cellular component: nuclear pore; nuclear matrix; cytoplasm. The record is from RefSeq and is a predicted model, not a curated record. Gene Ontology annotation, molecular function: tRNA binding; small GTPase binding. NCBI's taxonomy places the organism in Eukaryota, Metazoa, Arthropoda, Arachnida, Sarcoptiformes, Pyroglyphidae.